Molecule: messenger RNA, 1464 nt
Organism: Ananas comosus (pineapple)
Lineage: Eukaryota; Viridiplantae; Streptophyta; Magnoliopsida; Poales; Bromeliaceae
Product: probable WRKY transcription factor 57
Exons: 4
Biological process (GO): regulation of DNA-templated transcription
Molecular function (GO): sequence-specific DNA binding; DNA-binding transcription factor activity
Source: RefSeq, a predicted model, not a curated record
AAGAGAAGAGAGAGUGAGCUUAUAGAGAAGAGCAGAGAGAAGGGAGAGGGAGAGGGGGCUCGAAACCCUAACCCUAGUUUUUGUACGCACCUCGGUGAUCCGACCCCGAUCGGAUCGGAUCGGGUCGGGUCGGAUCGUCUACGUCUCCAUCGGGAUCGAAGGGGAUCGAUCGUCGCCGUCCAUGGAGAGCCGCAACCGGACCCCGCCGCCGGAGAGGCCUCCUGGCCCUUCUCCGGCGACGGCGAGAUCUCCUCCCUCGACGAGCUCUGCGGCGGCGGCGGCGGAGGAGGAGGGGGCGAGGCGACGGUUUCCGCGAGCAUCCUCGGCGAGCUCGGGUGGGGGAUCCCCCCGUUCGAUCUCGCGCCGGAGUCGUUCGCCACGGCGCCGGCGGAGGGGACGGCGCCUCCUCCGGCGGCGGCGGCGGAGAGAUCGGGCGACGCGGCGUCGUCGAGCUCGAGCGAGGAGGCGACGCCGGAGACGGAGGGGAAGCAAACGGAAACAGCGAGCAAAACUGUAAAGAGGGGACAAAAGCGAACCCGUCAACCAAGAUUUGCAUUCAUGACCAAGAGCGAGAUAGAUCAUCUUGAAGAUGGCUACCGCUGGCGAAAAUACGGGCAAAAGGCUGUCAAAAACAGCCCAUAUCCUAGAAGCUACUACCGGUGCACGAACAGCAAGUGCGCGGUGAAGAAGCGAGUCGAGCGCUCGUCGGAGGACCCCUCGAUAGUGAUCACCACAUACGAAGGCCAGCAUUGCCACCACACCGUAACCUUUCCGCGCUGCACUCCGGGCAUAGUCCACAACACCCAUAACUCCGUCCUCACGGAACAGAUCGCGUAUCCGUCCCAAGCGCAGUUGUAUCUUCCAACGUCGACGCUGCAGUUAUACCAAAACUCGAACCCUCCUCCGCCCUUGUCGGAGGCCGGCCGAGAAAUGGUGGGAUUGUUACGAGAAGAGGUCCAGAGUUCACCGCUGGAGAGAACGGCUCCUAUUCCGGUCGACGAGGGGUUGUUGGGCGAUAUGGUACCGCCCGGAAUGAGAAAUGGAUGAGGAGUUAAUUUGCUAGGAAGAGAAUAUUUUGGGUUUUCUUGGAAUGUUUCGUGGCGAAUCAAGCGGCUAUUAUGAUCUCGAAAACCCUGGAGUCUAUACAUAAAGAAUCAAUCGAUCAAUCGUCUUGGUACAGCAUUGCGUUAGAGCAGAUCAAGAGGCUUAUAAAGCUUAUAAAUGUUUUCGAGUAGUUAUUUAUUAAUUAUUUGAGUUUAAUUUGGACAUCUAAUGUUGGCAGUUUUUGAUGCCACAAGGCCCACUUGCUGGUUCCUCUCUUUUUUUUUGUCCUCCUUUUUUUUCUUCUAAUUAUGAAUGUAAUCUUCUUCUCUAAGUAGACUCACUAAUUACUUUUUAGUUAUAUAGUUUGUAAAACUCUGAACUAAGUAUUAAUUACCUUAUUAAACUGUUUCUUUUGUUGUU